AUGCGGCUCAGUGACCCAGCGCGGGAGGGGCCCCUUUCGCUGAUGGUCAUGUACGGCGCUGGUUAUGAGCUGGAGAGAGAAAUCGAGGGAGCCCUGUGGCUCACCUGCAGCACAGGGCACGACACGGGACCAAGAGGCGAGAUGACCUCCACCAGGACCCCAAUGCUCCCCGUGCAGAGGACUCAUAACCCUGGUCCUUCUCCUGAACGACUUCACUCGGUCCCCCACUCGCUGUUUUAA
Knipowitschia caucasica is the source of this 240-nucleotide messenger RNA. The record is from the annotation of a GenBank genome assembly. NCBI's taxonomy places the organism in Eukaryota, Metazoa, Chordata, Actinopteri, Gobiiformes, Gobiidae.